AUGAAUAACAUGGAGGAAGGACCCGCGCGCCUGAUGAACCUGCUGAGUGAAGGAUAUCUGAAGACAUACAACACAGCCACGUUCCAGCAAGCGGAAACGUUUAACCGAGAGGAGUAUAUUUUAACUGCCUCCGGAAAUAAAGUCAGUAGGGACUCCAUCCUCUGUGGCAUGAAAAACAUUCACAUGUUAGGCAAGUCCAUUAUAAAAAGCGGAGCCAUGUUGAGGGGGGACCUCAGUAGCCUUUACUUUGGAAAGUACGUUAUCGUCGGGUCGAAGACGCUCAUCUGUCCCUGUUUCCUACAAGGAAGGGAGUCUCAAAAGGGGGAGAGCGGCCAAGACGACCCAAGUAACCAAACAGACGAGCACACAAGCACCUCAUACGUAACCCUAACCAUUGGCGACAAUGUGUACAUAGGAAAUGAAUGCAUCAUCAAGGCGGCGCUUAUUGGAAGCAAUGUCAUUAUAGGAGACAACUGUGUGGUUGGAGAACGAGUAAUAAUAAAAGACAAUGUAAUUAUAAAGGACAAUACAUACAUCCCUAACGAUACCAUCAUUGCCUCCUUUGCAAAGUACGCUGGGUGCCCCGCUACCUACGUGAAAGAACUUCCAGAAUCGGCUCAGAUCUGUUUGAAGCACUUUUCGUAUCAGCACUACAAAAACUUCAUCCCCGCGAAUUAA
Molecule: messenger RNA, 678 nt
Organism: Plasmodium fragile
Lineage: Eukaryota; Apicomplexa; Aconoidasida; Haemosporida; Plasmodiidae
Exons: 1
Coding region: 1-678 (225 amino acids)
Source: RefSeq, a predicted model, not a curated record